Messenger RNA from Dicentrarchus labrax (European seabass), 6283 nucleotides. Its product is annotated as phosphatidylinositol 4,5-bisphosphate 3-kinase catalytic subunit alpha isoform. NCBI's taxonomy places the organism in Eukaryota, Metazoa, Chordata, Actinopteri, Moronidae. Gene Ontology annotation, biological process: phosphatidylinositol-mediated signaling; phosphatidylinositol 3-kinase/protein kinase B signal transduction; cell migration. The record is from RefSeq and is a predicted model, not a curated record. Gene Ontology annotation, cellular component: phosphatidylinositol 3-kinase complex, class IB; phosphatidylinositol 3-kinase complex, class IA; plasma membrane. Gene Ontology annotation, molecular function: 1-phosphatidylinositol-4-phosphate 3-kinase activity; 1-phosphatidylinositol-3-kinase activity. Bases 438 to 3644 code for a protein of 1068 amino acids. The transcript has 21 exons.
UGUGGGAGGGCGGUCCGUGGUGAUGAGCCUGCUAGCAGCCCUCGAGCAGGAGGCUAACUGUGUGGAGCUAGCGUGCUACCAAACUGUGCAGUUUAUUUUCGGGACAGCACGAUGAAGAACAUCAUGAAGUAUUAUAGACUUAUUCCACUACAGCAUAUUGACAACAUCACCGGGAGCUAGGGGAGUCUUUUCUUCACUAUAGCGGGUCUGUCCCGACCCUCCAGUAUCAAUGUUUGGAUGGACUAGAGCUAGCACCGCUGCCUGAGACUUCCCGAGCAGGCACGAAUGGGAUUUACUCAGCUAGCCGCUGCUAAUGAUUGUGCUGACUGACUAGCUUCGAGGCUAACCGGUUGGCGUUAGCUAUCUGACACAGUUGGUUGACAUCCCUCAUCUGAUAAUUACCAGGCUCUGAAAAGAGCGGAUUUGCUGGCACAACCAUGCCUCCCAGGCCCUCCUCAGGAGAACUAUGGGGGAUGCACUUGAUGCCCCCCAGCAUCCUAGUGGACUGCCUUUUGCCAAAUGGCAUGAUUCUCACAUUGGAGUGCCUCAGGGAGGCCACACUGAUCACAGUCAAGCAUGACCUUUUCAAAGAGGCCAGGAAGUACCCUCUUUACCAUCUGCUGCAGGAGGAGAGCUCCUACAUCUUUGUCAGUGUCACCCAGGAGGCAGAGCGGGAGGAGUUUUACGAUGAGACCAGGAGGUUGUGCGAUCUUAGGCUCUUCCAACCCUUCCUCAAAGUCAUUGAGCCAGUAGGCAACAGAGAGGAGAAAAUUCUCAACAGAGAGAUAGGUUUUGCUAUUGGAAUGCCUAUAUGUGAGUUUGAUUUGGUGAAAGACCCAGAAGUGCAGGACUUCAGAAGGAACAUUUUAAAUGUUUGCAAAGAGGCAGUGGACCUCAGAGACAGUAACGGACCCCAUAGUAGAGCUUUGUACGUAUAUCCUCCCAAUGUAGAAUCCUCUGCAGAACUUCCCAGGCACAUCUAUAACAAGCUAGAUAAAGGUCAAAUCAUUGUUGUCAUAUGGGUCAUUGUGUCACCCAGCAAUGACAAGCAGAAGUAUACCCUGAAGAUCAACCAUGACUAUGUGCCAGAGCAGGUGAUUGCCGAAGCCAUCCGUAAGAAGACGCGUAGCAUGCUGCUCUCCCAGGAGCAGUUAAAGAUGUGUGUGCAGGAAUAUCAGGGAAAGUACAUCCUCAAAGUAUGCGGCUGUGACGAGUACUUACUGGAGAAAUACCCUCUGAGCCAGUACAAGUACGUGCGCAGCUGUAUCAUGUUGGGACGGAUGCCCAACUUGAUGCUAAUGGCAAAAGACAGCCUGUAUUCCCAGCUGCCCAUAGACAACUUCACCAUGCCGUCAUAUGCAAGGCGAAUAUCCACAGCAACGCCCUACAUGAAUGGGGAAACAGCCACCAAGUCUCUAUGGACUAUCAAUGGAACACUGAGGAUCAGGAUACUGUGCGCUACUUACGUCAAUGUCAACAUCAGGGACAUUGACAAGAUCUAUGUCAGGACUGGGAUAUACCAUGGUGGAGAGCAGUUGUGUGACAAUGUCAACACCCAGCGUGUGCCCUGUUCAAACCCCAGGUGGAAUGAGUGGCUGAACUACGACAUGUACAUUCCAGAUAUCCCCCGUGCUGCCCGUCUCUGCCUCUCCAUCUGUUCUGUGAAAGGGAGGAAGGGCGCCAAAGAGGAGCACUGUCCCCUCGCCUGGGGCAACAUCAACCUGUUUGACUACACCCACACACUAGUAGCAGGGAAGAUGGCUCUCAACUUAUGGCCUGUCCCACAUGGCCUGGAAGACCUGCUCAAUCCUAUCGGUGUAACCGGUUCCAACCCCAACAAGGAAACCCCAUGUCUGGAGCUGGAGUUUGAUCAUUUCAGUUGCCCUGUCAAGUACCCUGAUAUGACCAUCAUUGAAGACCAUGCAAACUGGAAUAUAUCCAGAGAGCUCGGCUUUAAUUACUGCCACACCGGUUUGAGUAACAGACUGGCGCGUGACAACCCCCUGACUGACACUGACAAUGAGCAGCUACGCCAGGUUUGUAACAGAGACCCGCUGUCUGAAAUCACUGAGCAGGAGAAAGACUUCGUAUGGAGGCACAGACAAGCCUGUGUUAAUAUGCCAGAGAUCCUUCCCAAGAUCCUCUUGGCUGUGAAAUGGAACUCCAGAGAUGAGAUUGCACAGAUGUAUUGCCUUCUGAAGGACUGGCCUGCUAUCAAGCCAGAACAAGCCAUGGAGUUGCUGGACUGCAACUUCCCCGAUCCCAUGAUCAGAGAGUUUGCUGUAAAGUGCCUUGAGAAAUACCUAACAGAUGACAAACUCUCGCAGUAUCUCAUUCAACUGGUUCAGGUUCUAAAGUAUGAACAGUACCUUGAUAACCCACUUGCACGUUUCCUGCUGAAAAAAGCAUUAACCAAUCAGAGGAUAGGACAUUUCUUCUUCUGGCAUUUAAAGUCAGAGAUGCACAACAAGACAGUGAGCCAGCGUUUUGGGCUGCUGCUGGAGUCGUACUGCCGAGCAUGUGGCAUGUAUCUGAAGCACCUGAGCAGACAGGUGGAGGCCAUGGAGAAACUCAUCAAUCUCACCGACCUUCUCAAACAAGAGAAAAAAGAUGAGGCACAGAAGGUGCAAAUGAAGUUUCUAGUGGAGCAGAUGAGAAGGCCUGAUUACAUGGACGCCCUGCAGAGCUUCACCUCCCCACUGAAUCCAGCACAUCAGCUGGGAAACCUCCGCCUGGAGGAAUGCAGGAUGAUGUCAUCAGCCAAGCGACCUCUAUGGCUUAACUGGGAAAACCCAGAUAUGAUGUCAGAGCUGCUCUUUCAGAACAACGAAAUCAUCUUCAAAAAUGGAGAUGAUCUGAGGCAGGACAUGCUGACGCUGCAGAUCAUUAGGAUAAUGGAGAACAUCUGGCAGAACCAAGGCCUUGAUCUCAGGAUGCUGCCGUAUGGUUGUCUGUCAAUCGGUGACUGUGUGGGUUUGAUUGAAGUGGUGAGGAACUCUCACACCAUCAUGCAGAUCCAGUGUAAAGGAGGCCUAAAGGGGGCACUGCAGUUCAACAGCCACACACUGCAUCAGUGGCUCAAGGAUAAGAACAAGGGAGAGAUGUAUGACCAGGCCAUAGAUUUGUUCACACGGUCGUGUGCGGGCUACUGUGUAGCCACAUUUAUCCUGGGCAUAGGGGAUAGACACAAUAGCAACAUUAUGGUCAAAGAUGAUGGACAGCUGUUCCACAUAGACUUUGGCCAUUUCCUCGACCACAAAAAGAAGAAGUUUGGGUACAAGAGAGAACGUGUGCCCUUUGUGCUCACACAGGACUUCCUGAUUGUUAUUAGCAAAGGAACUCAAGAGUGCACCAAAACAAGGGAGUUUGAAAGGUUCCAGGAGAUGUGUUACAAGGCGUACCUGGCAAUCCGGCAGCAUGCCAACCUCUUCAUCAACCUCUUCUCCAUGAUGCUGGGCUCAGGGAUGCCCGAGCUGCAGUCAUUCGACGACAUUGCUUACAUCAGAAAGACCCUGGCCUUGGACAAGUCGGAGCAGGAGGCCCUGGACUACUUCAUGAAGCAGAUGAACGACGCUCACCACGGCGGCUGGACUACCAAAAUGGAUUGGAUCUUCCACACGAUCCGCCAGCAUGCCAUGAACUGAGAACUGACAACUAAAACAAGAGGAGUAAAGGACUGUGGCAACAACAGCACCCUAAGAACCAAAACAGUAGUGAGAAGCAAGCGAGGUAUUUUCCCAAACACUCUAAGACCUGGUUAAAACUUCUGCCAGCACGUGACUCUGAAACAUUAUCUGCCAGCGCACCACUAAAUAAGGGUGCUCAGAAGGGCCCGUUUCAGGGACAUAAUGCCUAAAUUCUCUGUUUCUACAGGUUUCUGAAUUUCUCCUCCCUGCAGUAUGGACUUAAGAAGGCAGGGUAGAAUUAUAUUUCAUCAGUCUUCAUAGGAACUAAAUAAGUUUAAUGGACCUCAACUAUGUUAGCCUUCUUCACGUGAACAAAUUAUGGACACAUUUUCUUAUUUUUUUUGUAUUCCUUUCAGUACGUCUACAUCCAUCAGCAUUAAGAAAGGAACACCAUGAAGUGGUAUACCAUGAGCACAGCUUACUUUUUUUUUCUAAUGAUGAACUGACAGAACAUAAUUCAAUUAUUUCUACAACCUAUUUUGAACUGAUGAAGACGGGGGAGAUAACUGCGCAUGCAGCCACCGACAAUGAGAAGCCUGGCGGUGUGCGCACAAAAUCAUAAUUCCCCCUUACAGUCAUGAAAAAACAAUCAACACUCAUACUAGAGGACUGACAGAGAACGUGUUGUCAAACACAUACCUAGCAUUUAAUUCUUUUGGAGCAACUGAAAUAAUGACUUAUUUGUAGCUGACAGAUAACGUGUCCUUUCUUUAGAGGUCACGCCAGAUAACUGACUUUUGUACAGCAGUAUAUCCAUAGACUUGUAUGCAUUCGGUGCACAUAUUCCUUUUUGAGUCUAUCUUCUACUGAGCCAAAGUACUAGAUGUGUAACCCCAUUACUCAGCAGUCUUAUUGUUAAAAAAAAAAAAAGUCACUACUAUUCCAAGUCACGUGUGUACUCAUAGCACUGAUCUCUGCAGUAUUUUGUUUUUUUGUUGUUUUGUUUUGUCUUAUCAGUAUUAUUCUGUCAGAUGUUGAGGCACAAAUGUCCGUUGUCCACCCCAUGCAGUUGACUGGCGAAGUCUUCUGAUGGUCAGCUGUAGAAUAUCAAUUGGUCUUUUGUUAUUCAGCUGAUAAAGGCAAGAAAUGCAGGGGAAAAGGAUGUGCAGUGUUCCUUUUGUGUGCUGUGCUGUUACACUAUGCAAGUUGUGAUCCUAAUAUGUACUGUAUACUACAAAAAAACAAAACAGUUGAUGUCAGAGUAAGGCAGAGAGAGAAAUGCAUCUCCCCCGACAGGCUCACACAGAGCAGUGUGUCAGUGGACUUUGUACAGACAGUACAUGGAAGAAAAAAAGUGCUGCACUGUAACAGAAUAGUCUUUUUCUUCCCAACAAAAAGAACUGAGAAACGCCUUUGGACCCUGCCUUUUGCUUCUCCUUACCAGGUUUAUUUGAGCUUCAAUCCAAGCCAUCUGUAAAAUGUUAGGAGUCUUCUUGUUCUCGAUCACACGUACAACAGAUCAUUUUAGACGCCCUCUCCUCACAUUUGCCAUAUGGUCCCAGAUCGUGACAUCCAGGUAAAGAAAAGUAACCGAAGUGAAUUUUUUUUUUUUUAAACCUUUAAAGUGUCUUCUUCCCUCCUCUUUCCUAUUAUUGUCACCCUUAUCUGUGGAAGAAUAGUCUUGGCAGGAGGUCAGCAGAUGUUCUAGCUUUACCAAAUGAUACACAACGGGGCGGUUUCCUGGACACUCAAGUCUUUCUGAAAGUCCAAUUUUUGUUUUCUGUAAAUGAGUAAGGACUUAAAAAAUGCUCAGGAAACCGAUCCUACUGAGAUGCUUCUGUACAGGCUACAGAGCGGUGGGCCGGACCCAAAUUGAAAGAACUAAACCCUAUUUACUUUAUGGAAGAACUAUCUAAGUGAUGCUAUUUCCCUUUGUACUUGUUCUGGUUGUUUUCUGUUUCUCACACUGCAUUAUGCAUGAGGUCUUUGAAUAUCUACUUUUUUUUUUGUUUGACCUGAUGUUGUUUACUUGAAUUUCAUGUAUAGAAAUGACCUUGUUACUUGUGUGAGGUACAACAAAGUCACAAUGAAGGUAACAGAUACUGAUAACUGCUACUACAUGUGCAAAUGCUUUCCUUGAAUAACUACAGAGGUAAUAUAUUUUUGUAUUUUUAAACAUAAGCAAACACAUAUAUGUAACUGCUAACCAAAAAAAAAAAAAAGGAGGAAUCAUGUAUAACAUGCACCAUCCUCAUACAAAACCCAGUAGACAGCUUCUAGUUGUUGAAACGAUAUGAAAUGACAAAGCAGAGGAGAAUUGUUGAAUGAAGGACAAGGACUUCUGCUUUUGUCAGAGUACGGUCUUUAGUUAAGUGAGGAUAUCUUGCCCUGUGUGGAAGUCUGUAAGCACAAUAAGGUGGGAGAAGCUAAGCUGCAUGUUUUAAAAAGAACCAGACUCAUAUGUUAGUUAUCUAUUCUUUUGUAUGUGUGUGUGUAUAUAUAUGUAUGUGUGUAUAUAUAUAUAUAUAUAUGUAUAUACACAUACAUCUCAUAAAACCUCUUCAAAUACUUGUUUUAGUCAUCCUCAUAUGACCAUGUCUGAUAAGAAACUGUAUGCAUUCAUUUAUUGUACUGUUGAAUAAAAACAUUUCUCCCUA